GCGCCGAGCGCGUGGAGGAAAGCGCAAGCGCCAGUUGAAAAGAGGUGGUGACGCCUGGGACAGAGGUUCCUUUGCUUCGUCCCCCUUCUCACGCUUUCCCGAGAUGAGCCAAUGGAAACUAGGGGUUGGCGUUUGUGUCAUCCUUCCUAGCAACUAUGGGCAGAUUCUGUACCGUACCAGGUUCUCCUUUCCCCCUCGCUGCUGGUGGCUUGUGUAGAAUCGAGGGAGCCCUUAUUUGUGCGCGUCUGACCGUGGGCGGCCCGCACAAUUGGAACUUUCUCUCACCAUGCAGCCCUCGACCCCAGCUGCAUUCACAGCCCUUACCCUCUCUGCCUACUUUUUUGCCGCCGACCCCAUUGCUGUUCAGGGGCAAGAUUCCCCUGUGCUCGUGGGGACCGACUGUGAAGUAUGUAAAGAAUUUCUGGAAAGAUUCUACAGCUCCUUAAUAGCCAAAGGUGUUGACUUUUCCCAGGAAAUCAUAGAAAAUGAAUUAAUCAGAAGUUGUUUAGAUUCCAAAGGAAAAGAAAAUCGUCUGUGCUAUUAUCUCGGAGCAACAAAUGAUGCAGCCACAAAGAUCCUAAGUGAAGUCACUCGCCCUAUGAGUGCCCAUGUACCAGCAUUAAAGAUUUGUGAGAAGUUGAAGAGGAUAGACAGUCAGAUCUGCGAGCUUAAAUAUGAGAAGAAGUUGGACUUAGAAUCAGUGGAUUUGUCAAAGAUGAGAGUAACUGAGUUGAAAAAGAUUCUCAACAGUUGGGGAGAAGAGUGCAAAGCAUGCAUAGAAAAAACAGACCUAGUAGAUCUCAUUAAAAAGUUGGCACCCAAGUACACAUCUGCAAGUCCAAGAUCAGAUCUUUGAAUGAAAUUUGAACAAAAUGACUACAUUAGCAAAUCAUCAAAAUGAUGACGAUUCUGGCCUUAAACAAUGUGAAUCAUUAUGAGCUACUGUUAUAACCAGCUUGUGGCACAGAUAUCAUACUUGUUUGCCCUGGUCUCAGAAUACAUUAUUUGUCUUUAUGAGUAAUGCUACCAAUGCCAAAUGCCUUAUAUUUACUUGUAUACAAUUGUCACAUUCCUUGCAAAAAUAUAAAAAUAUUUGGACUUUCUUUUUCCUCUCACAGCUUAUUCCUAGGGUAGCUGGAAAGCAUCACCUUUUCCCUCUCUAGGGGAAAAUUGAGGCAUUCAAAAGUCAUUAUAGGGUUUAUCAGUAGUGAUGAAAGAAGUCUUGUUCUCAUUCUUACAUUAACUAUUAGUCAAAAGUACUGGAUUUAGGGAAAAUAGACAAUUUUUCUUUUUAAAAAUUGACUUUAUUUUAUAUUCCCUUUGAAGACAGUUUCAGAACCCUAGUCAGAGUUUCACAAAUAAUGACUUUUCUUAUACUUAAAAUCCCAAAAUAUGCUUUUUUAAUGUUUGAUCUCUAAAGUAACAGAUCUGGAAGAGCUGCUACAAAACUAUUUUCCUCAGCUAAUUUUGUGACAUUUCUUAAUCUGUUGGCUAAAUUAAAAAGGCCUUGAAUAACUAAGUACAAAUAAACAUGUGGAAAUGUAUAACAACACUGGGAAAAAUCAAUCAAUAUUUGUCUUAUUCACAGAACCAUAUCAUUUGGGUUUUUUGCUCUUUAUGGUCACUACUUAGAUAUAUAUUUUUAA
Messenger RNA from Sarcophilus harrisii (Tasmanian devil), 1646 nucleotides. It is a transcript of the gene CDNF, whose product is annotated as cerebral dopamine neurotrophic factor. Lineage: Eukaryota; Metazoa; Chordata; Mammalia; Dasyuromorphia; Dasyuridae. The transcript has 4 exons. The record is from RefSeq and is a predicted model, not a curated record. The coding region runs from base 287 to 856 and encodes 189 amino acids. Gene Ontology annotation, cellular component: endoplasmic reticulum. Gene Ontology annotation, biological process: neuron projection development; dopaminergic neuron differentiation.